This is a messenger RNA of Oreochromis aureus, 1556 nucleotides long. RefSeq names its product low affinity immunoglobulin gamma Fc region receptor II-like. The transcript is spliced from 9 exons. The record is from RefSeq and is a predicted model, not a curated record. Gene Ontology annotation, molecular function: transmembrane signaling receptor activity. Bases 706 to 1446 code for a protein of 246 amino acids. Gene Ontology annotation, biological process: cell surface receptor signaling pathway. Lineage: Eukaryota; Metazoa; Chordata; Actinopteri; Cichliformes; Cichlidae.
ACUGUGACCCUGCAGCCAUCCUGGACUCAGAUAUACAGCGGUGAGACAGUCACUGUCAGAUGUGAGAUUCAGGGAGGUGAAGGAGCUCAGUGGACGUAUGAAUGGAGAGCAGCCAAGUUAAACACACCUCCAACAUCCAAUGAAUACAGAAUCAUCAGAGCUACUGAGUCUGACAGUGGAGGAUACAGCUGCCGGGGCAGAAGGGACUAUUUCUUCACAGAGUGGAGUGAUAUCAUCACACUGACUGUAUCAUAUAAACCCCGUCCUGUCCUCACUGUGUCUCCAUCAUGGCUGAGUCCUGGAGCCUCAGUAACUCUGAACUGUGAGGUUGAACAUCCGUCUGCAGGAUGGAGCUUCUACUGGUAUAAAGCUGUUCCUGAUCUAUCAGAGAAAUCCUCCAGUUAUGAGCUGCUACCUGAUGGCAGUGGGACUGCACAGGACUCCUACAUCAUUCAUGGACAGACACACACAGCAGGAUAUGUGUGCAGAGCUGGAAGAGGAGACCCAGAGUAUCACACUGAUCACAGUCAAUCAGAGUUUGUCUGGUCUGCAGAUGUUCAUUCAGCAGCGUCUCUCACAGUGAGUCCUGACAGAGUGCAACACUUCACCUCUGACUCUGUCUCACUGACCUGUGAGGGAAACUUCACUGAGUGGAGAGUGAGGAAGUUCUCUGAGGACGGCCGACUGUACUCUGACUGUAGGAGAAUGACUGGAUCCACAUGUAACAUCAACACAUCAAAGUCAGAUACUGCAGUGUACUGGUGUGAGUCUGGAUCAGGAGAGUUCAGCAGUGCAGUCAACAUCACUGUACAGAAUGAUGGUAAUGAUCCUAUCCUGGUGAGUCCUGUUCAUCCUGUGACUGAGGGAGCUUCUGUUAGUCUGAGCUGCAAUUUGAGAACACAAAAAAUACUUUCCAAUGUGUUUUUCUAUCACAAUGACAAACUUAUUCAAAAUGAUACCCGAGGGGAGCUGAAGAUCUCUGCAGUGUCAAAGUCUGAUGAAGGUUCCUACAAGUGUCUGUACUCAGGAAGAGAGUCAGCACAGAGCUGGAUGUCAGUUAAAGUAAUUGUGUCAGGAGCUGACAGCUCUUCAUCUCCUGUGUGGUUGAUUGUUGGACUGGUUUGUGGAGUCUCUCUCAUUAUUAUUCUCCUGCUCUUGUUGUAUCGCUGCAGAAGAACCAACAGUGCUGCUAACGAGCAGACGCUCAAUCAGGAUGAAGAUCAGCAGCAAGUGUACUCCUCUCUUCUUCAUGGUGAUCGUUGUGUCUAUGAGACAGUCAGAAGAUGUGAAAACACUGAAAAUGGUCCAGCAGAAGGUGAUUACACCAAUGUCACAUCUGUGAUUCAGCUCAAAGUCAUUAACAAGACAAGGCAACGUGGUGACCCAGAGGAGAGCUCUGACUACAAUGAUGUCAAUCCAAAUUCAGCCACAGCUCUAAAAUCUUAACAGCAGCUCUUUAGCUGUUUUUCUCUUUUUCCUUGUAACGUCUCUUUGAACUUGAAGUGACUUUGAUUGAAAAGGUGAAGAUUUUGAAUUCAAAGCAAUGAUCCUGACAG